AUUGUGAUAAAAAACUGUAUAAUAUUAGCCAUAUGAAACUGAAGUCCUCUGAUCAUGCGUCUCUACUUCAACAAUGGUGGCAACAUGAUUUGGUUCUCUACUUUUUUUUUAACCGCAUGUUUGCCAACCAUCUUCAUUAAUUUUUCUGCUCUUCUCUUCUCUUACCUUAACCGGCGCAGAAUUUACAAUGGAAGCGAAAACAAAUUCCUCUCGUUAACCAUGGCACUCUCAGGCUUCGAUAACUAUUUAUAGGCAUAUGGAAUAGCUUAUCUCCCAGUUUCAACAGCUGCUCUCAUCAUUGCUUCACAGUGCUAUUUCAUGGUCAACCACAAAUUCACUCAUUUUACUAUUGUUGUUUUGUUAACUGCUGGAGCUGCGGUGUUGGGAAUGCAUACCAAAACUGAUAAGCCGGUUCACGAGACUCACAAGCAAUACAUCAUUGGGUUUUUGGUGACUGUCAGUAGUGUUAUAUAUGCUUUUUCUCUCUUGCCAUUGGUAGCUAGUGAGAUCAAAGCGGAGAAGGAUAAGAAGAAUCCAGCAGGAGACAGAAAUGUAAUCUUUGCCUGGAAGAACCAGAAGCGGGUGUAA
Brassica oleracea var. oleracea is the source of this 588-nucleotide messenger RNA. RefSeq names its product purine permease 3. Gene Ontology annotation, cellular component: membrane. The record is from RefSeq and is a predicted model, not a curated record. Gene Ontology annotation, molecular function: purine nucleoside transmembrane transporter activity. NCBI's taxonomy places the organism in Eukaryota, Viridiplantae, Streptophyta, Magnoliopsida, Brassicales, Brassicaceae.